AUGUCAUCGAGGCAGCGUAAGGCAGCGACAACAGACUUUGACUGGAAUGCCCUCGUUUGCAAGCAAAAGAUACAACCUAUUACCGAAGAUUUUGCCGCAGCGACUCGUGAACGUCUACAAGCUAUCCAUGCGAAUUUCCAAAGGUAUGAGUCGCUCUAUAGUCGUCACCAUAUUGGGAUUAACCUUAUUUUACCCCCAAAAGACAUCAAGCCAGAUAAUAUCAUGCAAGAAUUAAACGACAACUCCGUCCUCGACAAAUUUGUUCAAGCUGAGCUAGACAAACCCUCCCCUCGGAAAGUUGUCGACAGGCAAACAAUUUAUCUUUCCAGACUAUUUGAGCCCCCGAAGAAGUUCGGGAGAGUCUUGCUAUGUGAUUUCGGGUCUGCUGUUCAAGGAGAAGAACAAAGGAAUCAUAAUGCGCAACCUGAGAUCUUCAGAUCGCCAGAGGUGAUGUUAACGGCCGACUGGAGCUAUCCUGCUGAUAUCUGGAAUGUGGGCGUUAUGGCCUGGUUUCUUUUUGAGGGCGACCUCCUCUUCACCGGACAAUACCCUACCUUACAUAGGUAUAUUACCCGUGCGCAUCUCGCAGAAAUCAUUGGAUUGGUAGGGCCGCCACCACUCGAUCUUGUUCAGCAAGGGACCAGAAGCUCUGAGUUUUUCGAUGAAGACGGAAACUGGAAGGUGGAUGACGUGGAGAUAAAACGAAAACGCCUGGAAGAUUUAGAGCAGUAUCUCGAAGGAGAAAACAAAAAGGACUUUCUAGCGUUCAUGCGGGGCACUCUUCAAUGGCGACCAGAAGACCAGAAGAACGCUGCAGAACUUCUCAAAGAUCCAUGGCUGAACAGCUGGAUCUGA
Messenger RNA from Penicillium cataractarum, 855 nucleotides. RefSeq lists its product as uncharacterized. The transcript has 4 exons. The record is from RefSeq and is a predicted model, not a curated record. Gene Ontology annotation, biological process: protein phosphorylation. Lineage: Eukaryota; Fungi; Ascomycota; Eurotiomycetes; Eurotiales; Aspergillaceae. Bases 1 to 855 code for a protein of 284 amino acids. Gene Ontology annotation, molecular function: ATP binding; protein kinase activity.